This is a messenger RNA of Rodentolepis nana, 1248 nucleotides long. NCBI's taxonomy places the organism in Eukaryota, Metazoa, Platyhelminthes, Cestoda, Cyclophyllidea, Hymenolepididae. The record is from the annotation of a GenBank genome assembly.
AUGACCAGCAAUUCUCCUGAUGAUGGUGCACCUAGUGGUACUAAACGAACUGCUGAAGAAGCGUUUGGUCAAAAAUUAAUGACGGACGUUCCUGAACAUUUUAACUAUGGUGUUUUCUAUGAUGAUGGUUAUAAUUAUAUGAAACACAUGAAGACUAUGAAGGAAUUUAUUGAAGAUGAGAAUUACGCUAUUGUAGGAGAUGAAGACGACGCAGUGCUACCAGAAAAUUAUGUACCUUCGAUCGUUGAGCCCGUGGUAGAAGACGAUCCUAUAGACGAGGAGUUGGAAAUCUACUCAGAUGAUGAAUUAAUUGCAGAAGUAGGUGAGCUACCGGAUAAUUUUGUUGAACUCGCUGGUGGCAAACAUGUUCGUUUGAGUGAUGAGGAAGAGGAUGAGGAAUCUGUUCACGAGCUUAAACAGAAUAAUAAUCACGGUGUAGAUCUACCGGCUCCCUCUACUUCCUAUCUACCACUUCAUAAAGUUAAAAUGAUGGAGCGUUAUCUCUAUGGGUCCGAACUUUCUGAAGUUCUCGAAUCUCCUUCAGGGUCUUCAAAUGAUGCCAUUGCAAAUGCCACUGCUCGCAAAGGUCGAUCUCUUACUGACUCAGAAGAACUCCUUGAAAAGAAAUUUGACAAUCUUUUGAGGCAAACCAAAUCCAGAAGCGGUUAUGAUGGGCUUUCAAUGGCAACAGGUACUUCAGUUAUGAGUGACAGCUUGCAAACAGUUGUGGAUGCCGAUAGAAUUAUGAUUUCCAAAAAAGUGCCUGACCCUGACGAUUGGAAAUGUUCUGAUUCUCAAGUGAAAGCUGUAACUCUGCAGUCCGUACAGGAAAUGGAUGAACAGGAGGUGGACGAGGAUCCCCUUAAGGACUGGAUAGGAAAAGCUAAAUCUACGGGUUCUAUUCUCACGAUAAAACAAAAUGAUUCGUCUGGGGAAAUCUUCAAUCAACCAGGAAUGCUUGCUAUGCCCAAACAUAAGACGAACGGAAAGGCGAUUAACCCGUCAGAACCUCUACCUUCAAAUCAAAGUGAUGGUUGCAGUGAUUCAGAAGAUGGUGGAUCUCAAGGUAAUGAAGCCAAUCUCCAACGUAGGGUCAAAGGGGAAACCGCAGAGCAAAAGAAGGCACGCAAGGCCGCUAUCAAAGCUCGAAAGCGUGAGAGGCAGCAGGCCAAAAAGAUGAAUAAACUGAAUUUCCGUCAAGAAAAGUUGGCCUCAGCUAAAAUUGGUGGGAAAACUAUUGUAGAUUAA